ACCACUGGUCCCAUCUUGGUUGAGAGAGGUGAGAGCAGAGCGAAACGUCCAUAUUACAGCUGCUUUGUCAGCACCUUCCAUGGUAAUGGACCCUCCUGGAGGGGGAGACGAACGACGGAGGCAGGCAGAGCGUCUUCGACGCGAGGAGGCAUACUAUCACUUCAUUAAUGAACUGAGUGAAGAGGACUACCGUCUCAUGAGAGACGGCAACCUGCUGGGCACUCCAGGUGAGGUAACUGCAGAUGAAUUGCAGCAGCGUCUGAAUGGCGCAAAAGAGCGUGUAUUGUCUCAGCCCCACACCGAACAACGCUCACAGACUGCUUACUCUGGAGAACAGCAGAGCAGUAGCAGUGGGGGAGAGGAGAGAGGCGCAGGAGGAAGAGGAGGAGCAGGGAAUACAGAACCUGGAGCAGAGUCGUCUAAUGGUGAUUCAUUACUUGAAUGGCUUAACACAUUUAGACGCACCGGUAAUGCUACUCGGAGCGGGCAGAGUGGCAACCAGACAUGGAGGGCUGUCAGCCGGACCAAUCCUAACAGUGGGGAAUUUCGCUUUAGCCUGGAGAUCAACAUAAACCAUGAUCAGCCUGAGCCUGGAGAGCAAAAUGACAGUGUGAACGCUGCAGAUCCAGCAGAGCUUACUCCUGUAAACACAACUGCACCCUCUAUACGCACUGGUACCUCACUCUCCAGCCCUCGCCCUUCAACUGCACCAAGGUCAGCCCCCUAUCCCUCCCCCAGUCAGACCAACAGUAGAAGGAUGGAGACACGACGUACACGCAGCAGCACUACCACGCUUUCUCUAAGCCCCCCUGUACUUCUUCCUCCAGAAGCAACCCCAGCUACUACUCAAAGGAGGGCUACGUCUUUGCACUCAUCAGCACCUUCUCCCACUGUUCCCAAUCCUCCUGUUGCUCAAACUACACCCUCUCAGCAUCAGCUCCUGGAUAUAGAGGCUGAACGUGGGCAUGAUGACAUGUCUGCUUCUCAAGACUGUCCUUGGGUGUUACCCGAUUCUGAAUCACAAGCUCCAGCUGCAGGACACGAAUCUCGCAGCAGUAGGACUCGAUCACGAGGUCGUGCACGUAGGACUGCAACCGGAGGUGGAGUUUCGUCUCGUGUGUCAAGACGAAGUCGUUCCCCUUUACACAGAACACCUAUUAUCAGUACCACACCACCAUCCAGCAGUGUGCCCAUUGGUUUUACCAUCCAUACUCAGCCAACCAGUGUAACAACGUCGGUGUCGAUGGAGACCGGGGAGCCUAUAUCAGAACCUACUGCUUUAUCAGAGACAGCUGUGGAAGCUGUACAGCGUGAGAGGGAAUCGCAAACAGUAGGAGCAGGAGGUUCAGCGGUGAGACGACACCCGACCAUCAUGUUGGACCUGCAAGUGAGAAGAAUUCGACCUGGGGAAAACCGAGAUCGGGACAGCAUUGCUAGCAGAACACGUUCACGCGCGCGGGUCGCAGAGAAUACCGUCACGUUUGAAAGCGAUAGCGGUGGAUUUAGACGCACCAUCUCCCGUUCCGAGCGAGCUGGAAUCCGCACUUAUGUGAGCACUAUUCGGAUUCCCCUGAGGCGCAUCAGUGAGACAGGCCUGGGAGAACCCAACUCCACUGCCUUACGCUCCAUCUUGCGCCAGAUUAUGACUGGAUUUGGGGAGCUUAGCUCUCUAAUGGAGACAGAGGCUAGUUCUGAAACUGUUGCACCUAGCCAUGCAGAUGUUACAGGGACAAAUGGUAACACCAACCCGACCAGUCAUCUACAUUCAAAUGAGAGUGUUUCUGGCCAGGAUGGUCCAGGUGAGGUGGUGUUGGAGAGGGAGAGGCUGGUGGGGCGUGAGGAAGAGCAAAGUGGACAGGCCGGGCUUCAGGGUGGAGGAGUUGGCACCACUGAUGGACGGGCAAGCAGUAGGGACACAAACAACUUGGUAGAAAAUGGCACUCUACCUAUUCUGCGGCUGGCUCACUUCUUUUUGCUCAAUGAUGAGGACGACGAAGAACAUCCCAGGGGCCUGACCAAAGAGCAAAUUGACAAUCUCUCCACACGUACAUACGGUCAGGCCAGCCUGGAGGGGGAAAUGGGUCGUGCAUGUAGUGUUUGCAUCAAUGAAUACGCUCAAGGCAACAAGUUGCGCCGUCUGCCCUGCUCCCAUGAAUUCCACAUCCACUGCAUUGACCGCUGGCUUUCUGAAAACAACACCUGCCCUAUCUGCAGGCAGCCUGUGCUCUCUGUGCAUCACGAUUGACAUCUUUGCUUUCAGACAUAACUAAAGCGCUC
Messenger RNA from Nematolebias whitei (Rio pearlfish), 2277 nucleotides. RefSeq names its product ring finger protein (C3H2C3 type) 6 (gene rnf6). Bases 80 to 2245 code for a protein of 721 amino acids. NCBI's taxonomy places the organism in Eukaryota, Metazoa, Chordata, Actinopteri, Cyprinodontiformes, Rivulidae. Gene Ontology annotation, molecular function: ubiquitin protein ligase activity. Gene Ontology annotation, biological process: positive regulation of DNA-templated transcription; protein ubiquitination; ubiquitin-dependent protein catabolic process. The record is from RefSeq and is a predicted model, not a curated record. The transcript has 4 exons. Gene Ontology annotation, cellular component: cytoplasm; nucleoplasm.